GAAUAGAAAUCAUCAUCCCUCAAAUAAAAACCACGACUUGACGACUUGUGAAUUGUGAAAAAAGAAAAAUUAAUGAAUUGAAUUGGAAAAAUCACAUUAAUUAAAGAAAAAAACAAAUAUGAUUAAAUCAACACUAACCACAUCGUUGGUUUUAUUUAUUUCAUUUGCAUUUUAUGCAAGAAGUGAAAUACAAAUUGGUAGUGAAGAAGAUGAAGUAAGUGGUCUAUAUACGAUUGAAGGACGAGUCUACUCACCGGAGCUCUAUGCUCCAGACUCGAAUUGGCAGCGCGAAACAACACUUUCCAUAAAUAGUGGAGAAUACAAAGGCUUCCUUCGUGAGGAUGGUGCAUUUAUUAUAAGUAGUGUUCCCUCUGGGAGCUAUGUUCUAGAAAUUCACAAUCCCGACUAUUUCUAUGAACCAGUUCGGGUUGAAAUAAAUCCAAAGGGAAAAUUCAGAGCGAGAAAAGUUAACUACGUUCAGCCAUCACAAGUUAUACAAGUGCCUUAUCCAUUGAAACUUAAGGCAUUGACACGAUUCAAGUAUUUCCAAACGAGAGAACAAUGGAAGAUAACUGAUUUCUUAUUCAGUCCAAUGGUAUUGAUGAUGUUGCUUCCAUUAUUGCUGAUGUUGAUUUUGCCAAAGAUGAUGAACGACCCAGAAGCUAAGAAGGAAAUGGAAAACAUGAAUUUCCCAAAGAUGACUAGUGAUAUGCCGGAAAUAAGUGAAGUAAUCACAUCAUUCCUGAACGGUGGCUCUAAACAAUCGGAAAAAGAAAAAAAACCUACAACUUCUAAACAAGCAAAAAAACGAAACUAAAAAGGGUGUGAUUAGUUAAUUUGUUUCCCUUAGCUAUACAAAAUUUGUAUGUUUAUCAUAAUGAUUGGUUGAAGUAUUUUAUAAACAUAAGCUGUUUAAUAUUUAAUUUAAUUUUUUGUUUAUUUUCUUGUCAAAACCAAUAUUCUUUUCCGUAGCAUUUUCUUCCUUGCAACUAGUGUUGCAGUGAUUCAAAAUUAUUAAAAUAAAAAACAACCAUUUAAAUAGUGAAUUGAAAUAAAAAAAAAAAACAUUUUGUAUAAAAAUAAAAACAAGAUUGACUAAAA
Eupeodes corollae is the source of this 1101-nucleotide messenger RNA. It is a transcript of the gene EMC7, whose product is annotated as ER membrane protein complex subunit 7 homolog. Bases 119 to 817 code for a protein of 232 amino acids. The record is from RefSeq and is a predicted model, not a curated record. Gene Ontology annotation, cellular component: EMC complex. NCBI's taxonomy places the organism in Eukaryota, Metazoa, Arthropoda, Insecta, Diptera, Syrphidae. Gene Ontology annotation, molecular function: carbohydrate binding. The transcript is spliced from 4 exons.